Molecule: messenger RNA, 1291 nt
Organism: Parus major (Great Tit)
Lineage: Eukaryota; Metazoa; Chordata; Aves; Passeriformes; Paridae
Gene: MYOZ2
Product: myozenin 2
Exons: 6
Coding region: 287-1078 (263 amino acids)
Cellular component (GO): Z disc; actin cytoskeleton
Molecular function (GO): telethonin binding; FATZ binding; actin binding
Source: RefSeq, a predicted model, not a curated record
CUGUUCUCUUCUUUUGCCAGGAAGAUAUGAGUGGCUGGAGUGUUGGAUUCUAUAUAUAACUGGUUGAUGUCAGCUGGAUGCCAACCCCUUUGGAGAGGAUCAGCCCCCCAGUUUGUCUCAGUACUAGGUACCAUGCAGAUCCCAGCACAAGGGUACAAACCAUCCAGGACCAGGCAGGUCAUCCCCAUGCAUAACUAACUUCUGAAGCCUCAGCUAAAGGGUUGACAUCGCUUUUUAUCUGCACAACAAAACAGUAGGCAAGGAAAAACCGUAUCAGGAAAUCACAAUGUUAUCAGACUCUGCCCUGGCCAAAGAGAGGAAAGAGCAAGCAUCAGCCAUUAUGGAUGAAAUACACAGAAAUGUCUCACCCAGCCUGAACCUUGGAAAGAAGGUCAGCACACCCAGAGAUAUCAUGGUGGAGGAAUUGUCGACGCUCAGCAACAGAGGGGCCAGGCUCUUCAAGAGACGCCAGCGGAGAUCUGACAAAUACACAUAUGAAAAUUAUCAUUAUGUGGCAAACAAACCAAGAAAUCGUGGAGAGCCCAUCCAGAGUGUCAGAAUGGACGGCCUCAGUGUGGAAGGAAUCCCCCAGCAUGCCCCGAUGACACCUCCCAACACGCCCGACCCCCGCAGCCCUCCACACCCUGACAACAUCGCCCCAGGAUAUUCUGGACCACUGAAAGAAAUUCCUCCUGAAAAGUUCAACACUACUGCUGUGCCAAAGUAUUACCAGUCUCCCUGGAUAGAAGCCAUUAGGGAUGACCCAGAACUGCUGGAAGCUUUAUAUCCUAAACUUUUUACACCUGAAGCAAAGCCGGAGCUGCCUGACUACAGGAGCUUUAACAGAGUUGCCACUCCCUUUGGUGGUUUUGAGAGAGCAUCAAAGCUGGUUAAAUUCAAGGUACCAGAUUAUAAUAUGCUGAUGCUAAACGAUCCCAGAUUCAUGAUCCUUGCAAACCCUCUUGCUGCCAGAAGAUCCUUCAACAGGACUCCCAAAGGAUGGACAUCCGAGAAUAUCCCUGUAGUGUUCAUUCAGCCUGCAGAAUCCAACACUGUUCCAGAAACAGAGGACCUGUGAGAGAGGCUGCAUUCUACAUGCUACAAAAUGCUGAAAGCUGCACAUCCGUGAAUUUUUGGUCCAAAUAUUAAUAAAGCCUACUGACAAAAUUUUCCCUUGGAAGCUGGAGUAUAAGUAAUAAUGUGGGAUGCAGUGUCUCUUUUCUGGCACCCAGUUUCAUCUGUAAACAUGAGCUAAAUAAAGUAACUUGGAAAAUAUGACAGUGAUAUUUUC